UAUUUUGUAAGAGUGCACAGCAAGCAUUUUACUUUGAAAACAUGUACAGCAAGCAGUUGUAUUCUGUAUGCAUGCACAGAAAAGAUUUUAUUUUGUAAGAGUGCACAACAAGUAUUAUAUUUUGUAAUACAACACAGCAAAUAUUUUAUUUUACAAGGUGCAAGUCGCAGCAGAUAUUUUAUUUUGAAAGGUGCAUUGCAUGGGUAAAGUGGCACCAUCUCAUUGUUAUCAACAUCAGCUCUUGCUACAUUUUAAAGAGUAACACUGUCAGCACUGUUUAAUUUGGUAGAUAAAUGCAUUCCAUGAUAAGAUAAAUUACUUUUCUUGUUUUUCAGACAGCCAUGGCUCCUCGACCUGAAGUGGGGACUGAGUCCUCACACUCUCGUGAUUCCAAGAGUGACUGUAAUGAUGCGACCAUCCUGCCCGCUUACUCCACAGUGGACCUGGUGAAUCAGGAUGUGGGGAACUCCAACCCAUGGGAUCUGCCCGACCUGAAGGACACAGGAGUCAAGUGGUCAGAACUCGACACAAAGGGAAAGAUCCUGAGAGUGUUGACAGCGUUCCUGAAGCUUGUGGUGCUCCUUGGACUUCUCUACCUCUUCAUAUGCUCACUAGAUGUUCUGAGUUCUGCUUUCCAGCUGGUCGGAGGCAAAGCUGCUGGUGACAUCUUUCAGGACAAUGCUGUGUUGUCCAACCCUGUGGCUGGACUGGUGAUCGGGGUGUUAGUCACGGUGCUGGUGCAGAGCUCCAGCACCUCCUCCUCCAUUGUGGUCAGCAUGGUCUCCUCUAGAUUGCUGACUGUCCAGGCAGCAGUGCCAAUCAUAAUGGGUGCCAACAUUGGAACAUCUGUCACCAACACCAUUGUGGCCGUGAUGCAGGCAGGAGACCGAAAUGAGUUUCGGAGGGCGUUUGCCGGUGCUACAGUGCAUGACUUCUUUAACUGGCUAUCUGUGCUGGUUCUUCUGCCCUUGGAAGUGGCCAGUGGUGUUCUGUACAAACUCACUUACCUCAUCAUCGAGUCCUUCAAUCUUGAGACAGGAGAAGAUGCGCCCGAUCUGCUCAACAUCAUCACAGACCCUCUCACAGAUUCCAUUGUCGAGCUGGACAAAUCUGUCAUCACAGGCAUUGCCAUGGGUGAGCCAGAUGCCAGAAACAAGAGUCUGAUCAAACGAUGGUGCAAAACAGAGAAAAACAUUACUGCAGUGAAUGUGACUGCGGUGAACUGCUCAGUUGGUGCUAGCUGUUGGGAGUCUGACAACCAGAACUGGAUUCAGAUAAACGUGACGGAAAUCAUUGGCAUUGAGAGAUGCACUCACAUCUUUGCCUACACCACACUGCCAGAUCUGGCAGUUGGCCUCAUUCUUCUUGCUCUGUCUCUACUUGUGCUCUGUACCUGCCUCAUCCUCAUCGUCAAGUUGCUCAACUCCAUGCUGAAAGGACAGGUUGCAGUGGUGGUCAAGAAGGUGCUAAACACAGAUUUCCCCUUUCCUUUUGGGUGGGUAACUGGCUACAUUGCUAUUUUGGUGGGAGCAGGAAUGACCUUCAUCGUUCAGAGCAGCUCUGUCUUCACCUCAGCUAUAACUCCUCUCGUUGGUAUUGGCGUUAUUAGCCUGGAGAGAGCCUAUCCUCUGACACUGGGAUCAAAUAUCGGUACAACAACGACCGCUAUACUUGCUGCUAUGGCCAGUCCUGGAGAGACUCUAGGAAACUCCCUGCAGAUUGCACUAUGCCAUUUCUUCUUCAACAUCAUGGGCAUCAUGCUGUGGUAUCCAGUCCCCUUCAUGCGGGUGCCCAUCAGGUUGGCCAGAGGUUUGGGAAACCAUACGGCCAAAUACCGUUGGUUUGCUGCGUUCUACCUCAUCCUGUGCUUCCUGGUUUUGCCUGUGACUGUAUUUGGCCUGUCCCUGGCUGGUUGGCAAAUCCUGGUUGGCGUUGGCGUGCCUGCCAUUGUUUUGCUUAUUUUUGUAAUUAUUGUGAAUGUCAUGCAGUCUCACUGUCCUCGCUACCUGCCCAGUUGCCUAACCACGUGGGACUUUUUGCCCCGGCCCCUGCACUCCUUGGCACCCUGGGAUGCUGCACUGACCUCGGUCUUCCGUUGCUGUGGCAAACACUGCUGCUGUUGUUGCAAGUGUUGCAAGUGUUGCAGAAGCUGCCAAAAUGAGGAGGAUGAAAAGAUCAGAAAGAACAGUAAGAAGAGUUUGGAGAUGUACGACAAUCCAGUGAUGUCAAUCGAUGAGGACAUAAAGAACAUCAAAGCAACACAACUGUAAAUUUGUAUCUAGAAGAAACACUGUAUAUGCAACAAUGUAUGUAAAACAUACUUGUAAUUAUUUAUCAUGUUUCAGACUGUAUUGUGUUGAUGAUUGUGCUUUAUUGGAUGAUAUGUAAUAAUAUGAACACAUCACACUUGAAAAAAAA
Messenger RNA from Thalassophryne amazonica, 2418 nucleotides. RefSeq names its product solute carrier family 34 member 2b (gene slc34a2b). The record is from RefSeq and is a predicted model, not a curated record. Bases 342 to 2270 code for a protein of 642 amino acids. Gene Ontology annotation, molecular function: sodium:phosphate symporter activity. Gene Ontology annotation, cellular component: brush border; vesicle; apical plasma membrane. The transcript has 12 exons. Lineage: Eukaryota; Metazoa; Chordata; Actinopteri; Batrachoidiformes; Batrachoididae. Gene Ontology annotation, biological process: sodium-dependent phosphate transport; intracellular phosphate ion homeostasis.